Molecule: messenger RNA, 249 nt
Organism: Bursaphelenchus okinawaensis
Lineage: Eukaryota; Metazoa; Nematoda; Chromadorea; Rhabditida; Aphelenchoididae
Source: the annotation of a GenBank genome assembly
AUGUACGUGAUAAAGCUGGCCCUAACUACUAUAAUGUUAUGGUUAUGUUGUAGUGCUUAUAUAAACGCAUUCAACAUUCCAGUAGCUCAACGGAUACGAAACGAGGAGCAAGAUCAUCGUGUAUUCGCUUCGCUUCUUCAUUUUGGAGAAGUUGUCGACUUGGGUAGGGAGGAAGUGGUCGAUUUUCGACCGAGAAGGCCGCAUCGCUACGCUACUGAACUUGUGGCUUUACCGGUCGAUUCUGAGUAG